Molecule: messenger RNA, 4415 nt
Organism: Arachis ipaensis
Lineage: Eukaryota; Viridiplantae; Streptophyta; Magnoliopsida; Fabales; Fabaceae
Source: RefSeq, a predicted model, not a curated record
AGUUGAAGACAACAACUGAUCAAUCAAUCAUCCAAUUUGGACUUGUGAAAGAGAUUUUUUAUAUUUUUGAAUUUGUUAAAUGCAUUUUUCCCAUAGUUUCCGGUUAUUAAAAUAGAAGUGAAGCAGAUAGUAAUGAAAACUUCUAUAUUAAAGGGACCUAUCAAGUUCUCAACCAAACAAUAUAGUUUCCUAAAAAAGAACAACUAAAUUUUGUUUCAAUGGCUAACCAUUUCUUAGGGGAUAGGCCAAACAAUUUUUCAUUGCUAACCAUCAUUUAUGAGUUAAAGACCUAUUUUGUCUGUUUUUCCUUCUUUGGUUUUCUUCAGUUUCUGAAUGAUUUCAAUAUACCAGGACUGAGAAACCACAUCAUGCUGCAAUUUUUCUUCUCCCAUCAUUAAUCCCCUACUUUGUUCUUAGCUAAAACUCCUCAAUUACAUUUGCAUGUACCACUUUUAAUUAAUACCCUCCUAACCUAUCUCAAUCAAUCAAUCAAUCAUUAGUCAAUGUUUUUACAUCUCCCUUUCUUUAGAGAAGAUUAAUUUCUCUUUUAAUGUUUUUUCAACUGGGAUUUGUAACGAACAUGCAAAUUCCAUAUGGUGAUUAUAGUCACUUAUUUGAAUUUGGUAACGGAUAGAAUAUGUCGACUCCACCCCAUUUAAGAUUUUGAUUAUUGCAUUGCAUUGUGACCAAAUAUAUAGUUUGUUCUUUGAACAUAACAUUUCAGAUCACUAAAACAAAUGGGUUUGAAUUUAAGUAGCUUUCAAAGUUAUCUUUGUAGAGUGAUUCAACUUUCAUCAAAGUAUAGCUGGAUCUUCAUAAAAAGGCACCCAUUAGUUUCUAGUGCCUUGGUUUUCCUCUUCGUGUUGUACUUAUUCCUUUCUUAUGUUUACCACUUCUUGCUUUACAUGUUCCCAUUCCUUGUGUGCACUGCAAUCUUUGUUAAAAUCUUUUGGAGCUCUGAGCAAAACCUUAUUAUAGAUGUAAAAAAGGACAGCAAGAAAAAGAAAGUGGAGAGUGAUGAAAUUGCUAAAAAAAGGCAUCCAAAUACACCAAUCUAUGGAAGGCAUGGAACCCUUGUUAAGUGUCCAUCACAAAAUGCAACAAGCAGAAGAAGGAACUUCACUGGGAGGAAGUUGGAUGUGUACGGCGAUCUAGAACACAAGGCGAAAGAUUUGACCGAAGUGUUCCAAAAUGAAUUCACUAACAUAAUGUUUGGAAAAUCAAGAUCUUAUAGGGUAGAUGAUGAUCAUUCGGAUUUCUAUGACUCUGUGGUGAAACAUGAGACUCCUAAGUGUAAAAACGUGUUCUCUUCCGAACUACCACCACUGCCUGCCACCCCGAAUCCACGCAAUGUUAAUCUCCACAAUGAUACCAAGAAAGAAGAGACUGAUGAAAAGAAUGCCAAGGAUGAAGAAGUUAAAGAAGAUAUCGAGAAAUCCGGUGAGAUGACAGAGGAUGAGCAGAAAGUUCCAAUGGAUAUAGGUAUCGCCGUGACGGAGAGAACCAAAAGGCUAGAGAACCUGAUGGUAAGGAGAAGAGCAAGGGAGCAACUGAAGUUGCACAUUGAGAAAGUUUUGGUUGAUAUGAAAUCAUCAGCUGCCAGAGGACAAAACAUUGCACCAUUGCUUGUUGCAAAAGUAAACAACUCUAUGGAUUCUUCAAAGGAUGAUUUUGAUGGCAUAGAGAUGCCAGGUUCUGCACCAGCUAUGAGAAGUCCUUUUGAUAUUCCCUAUGAUCCUUAUGAAGAGAAACCCAAUCUAACUGGGGAUAACUUUGCUCAAGAAUUCCCUUCUAGUCCACCACCCAACAAGGAUACGGCAUUCAGCAGGCAUGAAAGCUUCUUUUAUGGAUCCUCAUAUCAAAGUAAUAGAAGGCAUCUUUUAGGUAGAGGAAACCAUGACUGGUUUAGCCAAUUAUCCAGAUACGGCACUGAAGCAGCUGAAUCAGUAACUCCUAAUCCACUAAGCGACUACGACGAAACCACACAUGACGAAGCAGACGAGAGAUGCGAAUUCGAAGAUAACGACGACAUCGAAAGGAAAGAAGAGGACGUUGAAGCAGCAGAAGAGAUCAACAAUGCUGCUCCAACAAUCAAGCAUAACGUAACUCAAUCACAGAUAGAAGAAAUUGCAGAAGACAACGACUCUGUCUACAAAUCCGUUCCAGCUACCCUAGCCGCUGCCGCUAACGCUAACGCUAACAACGAUAAAAAUAAUCAAGAAAACGCGACCUUAGACAACAAUACGUUAAGAAGCCACACACCUUCGCUUUCUCUGGCUUCAGAUCUGCAAGUUGAAGUUUCCGAAGUCGGUUCGCCAACCCUAACCGUCGAUGAGAGCCAUGACACCGUUACUACCACAGACGGAGAGUCUGUGUUGUACGACGGAGACGUCGACAGAGACGUUACGUCCGGUAGCGAAGACAUGUGGGGAGCGUCGCUGCACGCGCGAGAGAGGCGAAGAGUUAGCGAGCAAGACAUAUCGGAAUUGAGUCACUGGAGGGAGAUUUCUUCGCCGGGUUCUUUGAACGUAGAUGAGGCAGAGAACGCGGCUGAUGUGAGUUCAAUGUCUUCGAAAUCAGACUUGCCGGAAGAUACACCUAGUGCAACUCAUGCUGGGAGCAGAGAUCACAAUAUCUUUGGAAUUGGUAUGAUGGAUUUUAGAGGAGAAAUUUCCAGUAGAUCACAUCCUUCCCCUUCUUCUUCUUCUUCUUCCAAAGUGCCGCCGCGACGGAAGCGAUUUAUACCUAGCCGUAGUGCCGAGCGUACACCUGAUCGUCGACCACAAUAUUCAGAAAAAGAAGAGGAAUGGAUUAACGUGACAGAGAAUUUGAUAAACAGGGUAGUAAAUAUAGAUGAUGUGAAUAACUCGGUAACUACUGAACAAGAAAACAAUCAGAUCAUGAAAGGUAAUGAAGAUAGUGGUGGUGCAUCAGUUGUAAGACAAGAAGUAGUUUAUGAAGUUCCAACCAACUCAAGUUCAUCAACUUCACCAAGGUCUAUCUUAUUCCAUAAGGCCAUGGUAGACCAAGCUUCUUCAUCAGCUCAUAAUCAGGAAAUGCAGUUAAACAUUCAACAAUCUAACGUUGAGGAUUCGGUACAAGAAACGUUAUAUGGUGAAAGCAAACUUGACAACAAGCCUCAAAAUAAUCAACCUUUAGACCUUAGUCAUUCUCAGGAGCAUAGCCAUUCCCCUGAUAAUUUCAUUGAAGAAUCAAAGAACGACGAGAGCAAUGAAGGCAAACUGAUACCUUUAAUUAGACAAGAUGAUAGUGCAGAACCCUCUAUACCAGCUGAGGUGAUGGCUUCAAAAGACAUGAAUGAGAAAUCAAGGGAUUUAUUUGAUGAUAAGGAGACAAUGAACUCACAAAUGCAAGAAUCAUCCUCACUAGUUCACACAGAGAGUGAAGAUAAACCCCAAGAAUCAAUAACACAAGAGGCUACCGAGGAACCAUUAAUAAAUUUUGAUGCAAGUGGCACAAAUUAUACUAAAGAUGUUGAAGGAGAACAUGCGGAUUUGAAUAUGAAUGAAGUCACAGGUUUAUCGGAAUUAAAAGGUGAAAGUGAUAACAAGAAUGAAUUAGAUAAGUCACAUCAUGCCUCAGAAGAAGUGAAUCUUUUGCAAAAGGAGCCAAAUCAAAAGGUUGAAGAUCAUAUGAAGCAAGAAAAGUUGGACACACAAAAAAUCUCUGAAGAAUCUUCACUACCAAAGGUCACUGAUGUAAUCAUCGAUGCGGAAGAGAAGUUAUUAGAAUCUGAUAAUAGCAAUAAUGAAACCAAGGUUUUGUCUAAAUCAACAAAUGAAAUUGAUGAGGUGAGUAACAACGAAAAUGAAAAAGCAUGAAGAGUUACUUCAGCUUGAGGAUCUUAGUGCACCAAAGCCAAAUAAACCAAAUGAUAGCUCAAAGUUCCAAAGAGUCAGUAGUUUUGAUUGAACAUGGUAUUAGUUGAGCCAAUUUUGAUUGAACCAAAGACGAAAAAUGAGGGCCUUGAAGAGUAUUCGCUAAGGAGAAAAAAGAACUCUACAUCAAGUUUUUUACAUCUAAUUAUCAAAUUAAAUAAUGACAUGUGAACCUUUUCUUGACAUGAGUAGAAACUUAAGCUGAUAAUUGAAUGAAUAAUUCAAAAAGAACUUGAUAUACCUUUGUGAAGUGGUUCACUUGGGACAAGUGUUUGAGGCUUGCUACUUUUUGGUGUUAGAACACAAGGAAGCGGAGUUCCAUUACUUAGUUAUUUCCAUCAUCAAGUGUCAGAUUGAUCAUGAGUCUGAAGUAGACAAAAGGAGAUGGCAUGAAGCAAUCAAAUAUAGUAUUUAAUUUCACGCAAUGAAUGUGUUGUACAUGGUUCCCAUUUCCCAACUUCAGAACAUUAUUCUCAGUCACAAUGUACAUAAUGUUAUCGUACUUUACAAUGUAAA